AUGUCAUCUGGAAACAGCACUUCUUCAUGGUGGCGGCCAAAACUACCACAAUUCUCAGGUCUAGGUGCUUCUCCAGGGUCUUUGCUGGCCAUCCGAUCUUCUGUUGAACCAAGUGGAAAGUUUUAUGUUUGUAUAUCUGGAAAGACACUGAAUUCCCACAACAGCUUCAUAGAUCGUCUUAAAACGCGAAUACAUCUGCAGCAGGUGGAUUCUGUGGAGGAGUGUGAUUUCAUUCUGGGUUUCUGCCCUAUUGUGUCACGAGCUGGAACUGACAUCGAAGCAGCAGUGAAAAAGCUUCAGAAUGUUUCAGACACCAAACCUACUGUUCUAGUGGUGCUCUAUCACACGUUUGAUACAGAGUGUGUUGUACCAAACAGCAGCAAAGCCGUACACAGAAAAAACAUGAUCGCAGUCGACUGUCUGUUCCAUGAAGAUCAUGGAUUACUGCAGUGUGGGAAGAAUAAUGAAUCACUGACCAAAACUUCAGAAUAUAUCAAAUCUAAGGUGAAAGAACUUCAGAACAAAGGGAAGAAGGAAGGAGAAGAUGUAGGGUCAGAACAGAGAAACACAGCAAAAAGCAGCGAUGCACCAUUCAAAUAUACAAAUACGAAACCAAAGACGACGAAUAAAACACAGGAAAGAGAAAAUGCUCAACAUGACGGAGAUCAACAACUGAACCCAAUCACAAACAUAGAGAAGGCACAAAUACUUGUGGAGAAAAUGGAGAAAGGACUUGUAGAGAGACAGAAAGAAAUAGAAGAGGUGAAAAAUUUAAAACAAUGUUUCGAGACUACUCAGAAGACUCUUUUUGAGAGAGAUGCCGAGUUAAUGGACACAAAAGAAAAACUUCAAAAUGCCACUGAACAGAUUAAGGAGAAAAACACAAAACUGGAGAAUAUGAAGAAACUGCUGAGUGAGAAAGAAACACAGCUGAAGAACACAGAUAAAGAACUGGAAACCAGUACAAAUAAACUGGAGACACUGGGACAGGAGCUGCAGGACAAGGAGAGACAACUACAGGACAAGAUGAUCGUACUGGAACAACAGAAAACUGAGUUAGAAGAAACAAACAAACGUCUUGAAGAGAAAGAGAGUCUCCUAACUGAGAGAGAGACACAGCUUCAGGAAAAAAACAGACUUCUGACAGAAAAUACACAAACACUGCAGAUGACACUGGAAGAGAAUGACAAACAGGUCACGGAGUUAAAAGAAGAAUUUAAACAAAAACUGAUGGAAAAAGACAAGCAGAUUCAGGAGAAAGAGAGACAACUGGAGAGUUUGGUGAAUGAACUGGAAACCAGUAAACAAAAACUGAUGGUAAAAGAGCAGAUUCAGCAGAAAGAGAGACUUCUUUCUGAAACUGCACAAACACAGCAGAUGAAGGAUGAGACCCUGGAACAGCAGGGCACACAAUUCAAACAGGAGAAUGAACAAGAACAAGAAGAAUGUGCAAACACAGGGAGUGGAGAAUUACCUGGGACAAGCUGGAAUCUGGAUUUAGAGAUUAAAUCACAGGGAAAAAAAGAUCAACCAGUAGAGGAGAUUAUAAAACAGAUAGAGGAUGAAAAUACAGACCUGAAGAACAGCGAGAAUCUCACCCAAGACAAAGGCGCACUAUCCAAAGGAACAAAUACAGAAUUAGAGAACAUGGCUAAAGAGCCACAGGAGAGAAAAACAGCUGUAGAUGAGGGAGAUCAACAUCUGGAACUGAAAGUCACACAGGUACCGGAUACACAAAUACAAGCCCAAGAAACAGAGGGAAAAAAUGUGGAGAAGUCUAAAGAAUUCAAAGAGAAAAAUGAGGAUCAGAAGGUUCAAGACACACAUUCGAAAGAGGAAGAAACGGUCCGAAAUGAAUUUUUCGAGACUAAAAAAAACAGUCUUUCUGACGCAGAUGCAGCAUUUAUGCAAACUAAUGAAAAACGUAAAAACGGUAUUGAAAAUAAACAACUUAAAGAGGAAGAGAUUAAUCUAAAGGAGAGUGAGACAGAGGGAGUGGAAAGUGACACACAGUUCAAUGAGAAAGACAAAUCUCAGAAGAACGAGACAGUUGAAGAGCAAAGUGAGGGAAAAGAUGAAUUAUGGAAAACAACUAAGAAAGUACAGGAGACACAGCUGGAGGGGAAAGAGAGUGAACCAAAGAUGGAGAGUGUUCAAGACAAUCUGGCAUCUCAGGAACAGCAGCAAGAGGAAGAGGAUCUAGACCUGUUAGGUGAUGGUCCUGCCAGAGCAACAGACAACUGAGCCGGUCAGCAAAGGCAAUUAAACAGCCUGAGAAAGCAAAGAUCUUGGAAGUGACUGGAAAAGACACACAGCAGGUUAAAAAAAAAAAAAGACUUCUAAAAGAUCAGCCGAAGCAACUGAUGAACAUUAAGGUGUUCCAUGUGUCUAAUCAUCUGUAAGAAAUAGAGUCAUAACUGUUUUCAGCCUUGUAUGUAUUUAUAUUACACUGCAAUAUGAGUGAUUGUAAUUAUUGUGCAUGAUGAUGUGUGAUUACUCUCGGGCCUAUACGGACUAUAUCUUUAUCUAUAUCUUCAUCUAUAUAAUCACAGAAUCUGUCAUUUGAAGGUCUGGUGAGAAAUUUCUCUCUUUGGUCUCAAUGAAAACUUCUCUAUCUAUCUCCUCUGUAGCUUUCCUACAGUUCGCUGUUAUCAACACUGGAAUAUGGUGAACCCCCACUGAAUGAGACAUUCUCUGUAUAGAUUACAAAAAGAACACUCCAUGUAUUAGAUUAUGCCUGUGAUUGGCAGCAAGCGAAUAAAAGUUAGAAACUAUGGGCUAAAACUGGAAAAUUGUUGGGAGGUGGGGAAAACACUGGUAGUAAAACACAGCAGACCAAACUGUGUAUCUUGUACUUUGUCAACUUUCUAUCCGUAUAGAAAUCUGCUCCGCAUCUGCAAUUGCACCACCUGUGCCUGAAUAUUCAUUAUUGACCAGGUAAAAAAAUAAACUCGAUGAACAUCCUCUUCACCAGUACAUGUCACCCACUUCUGCUAUGAAUGAAGCUUGGAGUUUCACCAUCACUAGGGGGCAGCAAUGACACAUGUAAGGGGCAGGACAUCUGCCAUGGAGGAGAAGUUAAAGGAACAGCUGUUUGGGGACUUCCACAAACAGACAAACCCCCAAUAUUGUUCAUGUUUUCUACAUGGUUACAGUGUUACAUUUACUCUUUACUGUGGUACCGGAAACUGUUUAGUUGAUUAAAAUGAGUGCUGUAUUGGAGUAUAUGUGACUCUGUAUCUGUAAUGCACAGCAUCAAUGCUGAAUUUAUAAACAUGAUACCAGAGUCCCAUGUCCCAAACACAGAAUAUACCCAUAGCACCAUG
Ictalurus furcatus (blue catfish) is the source of this 3326-nucleotide messenger RNA. RefSeq lists its product as uncharacterized. The record is from RefSeq and is a predicted model, not a curated record. The transcript is spliced from 10 exons. Lineage: Eukaryota; Metazoa; Chordata; Actinopteri; Siluriformes; Ictaluridae. The coding region runs from base 1 to 2244 and encodes 747 amino acids.